This is a messenger RNA of Folsomia candida, 1203 nucleotides long. Its product is annotated as delta(3,5)-Delta(2,4)-dienoyl-CoA isomerase, mitochondrial. Gene Ontology annotation, cellular component: mitochondrion. The transcript is spliced from 6 exons. NCBI's taxonomy places the organism in Eukaryota, Metazoa, Arthropoda, Collembola, Entomobryomorpha, Isotomidae. Gene Ontology annotation, molecular function: delta(3,5)-delta(2,4)-dienoyl-CoA isomerase activity. Bases 134 to 1066 code for a protein of 310 amino acids. The record is from RefSeq and is a predicted model, not a curated record.
CUGGUCUUUGGGUCUCUUUCUGCACUAUGUUCAUUACACAGUUUGCAUGUAGCUUUGGAGGUGGUUGCUACUAUUCGUUCGUGUUGUUAUAAUCCGUAGCUUUUGAAAAUCCUUCAGUGAGUAAAUAAUUAUUAUGUCCCUAUAUCUUCAAAAGGGCUCGCUAUUGGGUAGGGCAUUACAGAGAGCCGGUAUUACAGCUAAUUGCAGUGUUGUCCACCAGAAACAACAAAUCCAGACUCGCCGAAAUUAUGAAACCUUAUCAGUUAAGCCGGUGGGUCAGCACGUUUCCCAUGUUGAGAUUAACCGACCUGACAAAUUGAAUGCGAUGAACUCUGUAUUUUGGAGGGAGAUGCGUGAGUGUUUCGCAGAACUUAAUGAUGAGUCAAGGUGUAGGGCUAUCGUGUUAAGUGGGGCCGGCAAGAUGUUCACCGCAGGACUUGAUUUUUCUGACAUGGGGAAACUAAUGGAAGUUUUACAAGGUGACGACGACGUGGCCAGAAGGUUUAAAAAGAUGUUGGACUUUGUGAGACCGUAUCAAGAAUCAUUCACCGCGUUGGAGAAGUGUACAAAGCCUGUGAUAGCUGCUGUGCAUAAUGCCUGCAUUGGCGGUGGCGUGGAUCUCAUCACAGCCGCAGACAUUCGAUAUUGUACGCAGGAUGCAUGGUUUCAAGUGAAAGAAGUUGACAUUGGCAUGGCUGCUGAUGUAGGAACAUUGCAGAGACUCCCAAAGGUUGUCGGAAAUGAUAGCCUGGUGCGUGAAUUGUGCUAUUCGGCUAGAAAAAUGAUGGCAGACGAAGCAGUGACUUGUGGUUUGGUUAGCAGAGUGUUUCCAGACAAAACAAGUAUGAUUGAUGCUGCGCUUCAGAUGGCUGCCACUAUAGGGACCAAGUCGCCCGUAGCGGUGCAAGGUACCAAAGUGCAUCUCAUAUAUUCGAGAGAUCACUCGGUAGCCGAAGGUCUCCAGUACCAAGCCAUCUGGAAUGCGGCCAUGCUCCAAAGUGAAGACCUCAUGAAAGCUGCCAUGGCACAAAUGAACAAAGCUGCAGCAGAAUUUAAGGAUUUUUGAAUCACACAAAAUUACUCUUGACAAAACUUGUAUAUUUUUAUGACUGAUUCAAUGACGCGUCUAAUUGUUCUCUGCGUUAUCGAUCGUGUUGCAUUGCAUUCGACAAUAUAUAAAGACAUUUAUCAUCACAGAAUGAA